Molecule: messenger RNA, 2262 nt
Organism: Dama dama (fallow deer)
Lineage: Eukaryota; Metazoa; Chordata; Mammalia; Artiodactyla; Cervidae
Gene: ZDHHC6
Product: zinc finger DHHC-type palmitoyltransferase 6
Exons: 11
Coding region: 938-2179 (413 amino acids)
Biological process (GO): protein palmitoylation
Cellular component (GO): Golgi apparatus
Molecular function (GO): palmitoyltransferase activity; protein binding
Source: RefSeq, a predicted model, not a curated record
GAGGCACUAGCCAGCGCGGGCUUGCGUGGAAAUCUUUGUUACUCUGGCUCUCAGAUCUUCGCUUGACUCACUCCAGUCCAGUCCUAAAUAGCCUUCUACAGAUCUUCCUGGCGCUCGCAGUCCUGCCUUCCUGGUCCCUCGCCUUUUUUUUUUUUUUCUCCCUUCCCUGAAAUAUCCUUAUUCGUGCUUUUUCUCAUAUACGCCUCCGGUCCUGAGUUCACACACACUUCUGUCUCCUCACCUCUCCUCGCUCCUCCCCUCCCCUCCUUGAGCUUUCAUCCUCCGGUUUCUUUACCUCUAACACAAAUAGACUUAAAGUUAGCCUUUGAGGGGCGACCGCAGGCAAACGGUGUAGACCUUGUCUGGAUCAUACUGGAUUUAAUUCAAGAGUGGGUAGGAGGCAGUCUAGAACUCUGUAAAGGAAGUUUGAUGAUUUGGCUUCUGUCGGGUUCAGCUGUCACUCACCCAAGUAGUUUAAUCGCUCAGCCUCUCUGAGCCAUUUUCCUUUCAGUGAAGAAGGAAACUGGAUUAGGUCAACCGUAAGGCCCUCCAUCCCGGCUCCAAAUUUUUUUGUUUCCUGCAGCCUUUCACUAAACGGUUGCACGGACAUAGUCCUCUGACAAGUUGGGAACAAAGGGAAAAAAACUACCACUUAAGAAUCAUGGAUCCAGUUUACCUGCCAUUCAGAAUUGACUAAAGUUUGGAUAAGAUGAAAAUGGUUCUUUCUGAUAUUUGAUUAAGUUUCACACCAAGGUACUGGAUUCUCCUAGAUAAAAAGUGUCUAACAGUGAAAAUGGUGUAAUCUGCAUUAACAUCCCACAACGUGAAGACAUGACAGUUAAGGAACACACACGGACUUGUGGCACAAGGAAAUGUGUGCACAGAAAAAGGAAAUCUGUAAUCCUUUAAAAACUGAAAGACAUUUUUCCUCACCAAAAUGGGUACAUUCUGCUCAGUUGUCAAGUUUGAAAAUCUCCAAGAAUUAAAGAGACUUUGUCACUGGGGUCCCAUUAUAGCCCUUGGUGUUAUAGCAAUAUGUUCCACCAUGGCCAUGAUUGACUCUGUGUUGUGGUAUUGGCCCUUACAUACCACUGGAGGAAGUGUGAAUUUCAUCAUGUUGAUAAACUGGACUGUCAUGAUUCUUUAUAAUUACUUCAAUGCCAUGUUUGUUGGUCCUGGCUUCGUCCCUCUGGGGUGGAAACCGGAAAAUUCUCAGGAUAGCGUGUACCUCCAGUAUUGUAAAGUCUGCCAAGCAUACAAGGCACCACGGUCACAUCACUGCAGAAAGUGCAACAGAUGUGUAAUGAAGAUGGACCAUCACUGUCCUUGGAUCAACAACUGCUGCGGCUACCAGAAUCAUGCUUCCUUCACACUGUUCCUCCUUUUAGCACCACUGGGUUGUAUUCACGCUGCCUUUAUUUUUGUUAUGACGAUGUAUACGCAGCUUUAUAAUCGGCUCUCCUUUGGGUGGAACACGGUCAAGAUUGAUAUGAGUGCAGCCCGGAGAGACCCUCUUCCAAUUAUUCCUUUUGGAUUAGCUGCAUUUGCUGCCACCUUGUUUGCCUUGGGAUUAGCUUUAGGAACAACCAUAGCUGUUGGGAUGUUGUUUUUUAUCCAGAUGAAAAUAAUUCUCAGAAACAAAACUUCUAUUGAAUCAUGGAUUGAAGAGAAGGCUAAAGAUCGAAUUCAGUAUUAUCAACUAGAUGAAGUCUUUGUUUUUCCUUAUGAUAUGGGAAGUAGAUGGAAGAACUUCAAACAAGUGUUCACAUGGUCAGGGGUCCCUGAAGGAGAUGGACUGGAUUGGCCAAUAAGAGAAGGCUGUCACCAGUACAGCUUAACAAUAGAACAGUUGAAACAAAAAGCAGAUAAAAGAGUCAGAAGUGUCCGGUAUAAAGUGAUAGAAGAUUAUAGUGGUACCUGCUGUCCUUUGAAUAGAGGAAUUAAAACAUUCUUCACGAGCCCCUGCACUGAAGAGCCUCGGAUAAGGUUACAGAAAGGGGAAUUCAUCUUAGCCACAAGAGGGUUACGAUACUGGUUGUAUGGAGACAAAAUUCUUGAUGAUUCCGUUUUAGAAGGUGUUUCAAGAAUAAGAGGAUGGUUCCCUAGAAACUGUGUAGAAAAGUGCCCCUGCGACGCUGAAACAGAUCAAGCCCCAGAGGGCGAGAAGAAAAAUAGAUAGCCACUUUUGAAGUAAAAUUCCUCUCAGUCUGCUCCAUUACUUGAAAACUGUACAUGUUACUAAAGAAUUAUGCAAUGAGCCUA